AUGUUUUUACGUUAUCAUGUGUUUAAACGUCUAGGACAAAAUCUUUUCGGUAAUACUCAAUAUGUUCGUCAACAAUUAACAACUUCUUCAGCAGCAAAAGUCGCGCAGUCGGAUAAAGCUGAUGCCGAAGACAUCUUUCUGACUUUGACCACCGAUUAUAAUCGAACUCGUCUCGUACAAUCAGAUUUAUUAUCAGAAGCAAUAAAAAAUAUCAAUAGUUCGAUGUCAGAAAGAUUGAGUCUGUUAUUAUUAAAUGCAGCCGCUCGAUCUGUACACAAUGUAUCAUCACAAAAAAGAAUUAAAUUAUUGGAAGAAGCAUGGUCAGCUCUCAAAAAAAACAAUGUUCGGUUGACAAGCAGACAUUAUGAGACUUAUCUAAGUGGAUUAAAUGAAAAUGGUCACAUAUUUGAUCCUGACUAUUAUCUAAAGUUAAUUGAUUCUCAACAAAUACAAGCAACACCGAGAAUAUACAGUUUAUUAUUGACACAAUUCUGUCGAGAGGGUAAUACGGAUCGUGCACAAAAUUUUCUAAAAAUGUUGAAGGAGAAAAAUAUCAGCGUGGAUGAAGAUAUUUUUGCUGCACUUUGCGUAUGUCAAUUGAAACGUGGCAAUGAUAAUGGUGCUCAAGAAAUAAUUCAGAUAAUGAAUGAACGUGGUUUGAAAUCAACAAUUUCUACUUAUAAAGAAAUAUUUAUUUGUUUAAUUAGUGAACAUAGAUUAGAACAAUUUCAAUCUUAUUACCAACAAAUUGAAGAUCAACAUGAACGACAGUCUCAAUCUAUUGCCAAUGACGAAAAUAAAGAAUUACAACAAACAAAUAAACAUGGAUCAUCAUCAUCAGUUUAUUUAGAUGCAAAAUUUGUUUUAUCUUUACUUAAUCAAUGUAUAUUGUAUAAAGAACGUCCAAUAUUCGAUUAUUUAUUUGAAAAGUUAAAACGUAUGAAUCAUGCAAAUAUUCCACACAAUAUUCUAAAUUUAUCAAUACAAUGUUUAUCAAAUAAUUGGCAUAAAUCGGCCAUUGAAUUACUACAGUUACAAUCUGAUGUAGAAGCACCACAAGAUGAUUUACCUUAUAUGCCAAUUAAUGAUAGGAUAUGGGUUCUUUUUUUCAAACGAGUAUUUGAAACUCAUGAACCAAAAAUGAUCGAUCUGUAUAUGAAAUUAAUGAUGCAAAAAAGUCUGAAACCAUUAGAUACUAUUUUGUUUGCCUAUUAUCAAACGAAUGCAAGUAAAAAUAUGGAUUUUAGACAAGCGAUCACAUUUCUUCUACGUGGUGAAGAACUACAACAUCCUAUGCGUACAAAUUAUUUCUAUCCACUGAUGUUAGAUUCUUAUUAUCGGAAUAAAGAUAAAUGGACAGAUGCUGAACGUUUAGAAUUAUUUAGUUUAAUUGAUCGACAACAAAUACCUAUUGAAGGCACCACCUACUCAUAUCAUAUAAAAGAACAUUUUCAUUCAUUUUAUAAUAAUGAUUUUAAACAUUUAUUAACAACAUUAAAUAAUAAUAAUUUGGAAUAUAUUUUGAAUAAACUAUGUCGAUUUUUAAUUAAUGAUAUUCAACAAAGUAUGAAACAAUUACAUGUUCUUGAACAAGUAGCACCGUUUUUUAAACUUAAUAUUCAAGCGAGAAGAGAAGAAUUUGCCAGAGUGAUCUACCAGUUAUUACAAACAAAACCAAAAUUGUUACCAUUCGAAUCUACUUCCGUUGAAUCAUCGCCACCGUCUUCAGCAAUCACAACAUCUGAUACGACUUUAUCUCCCAUAUUUUCUUCUAUCAAUACCAUCUGUGAACAAUUAUCUGAUAAUUUAACACUGAAACGUGAUUUAUAUGCACUGUUAUUGCAAUUAGCCACCCAAGAUAGCCGUGAUGAUUUGUGUUCGUUAAUUGCGAAUGAAUGUAUUAAAAACAAUGUUAAAUUCGGUGGUAAUGUAAACGAAAUUGAUUCAAUGACGCGGUACACUCUUCCAAGAGAUAUUCUCGAACAAUUGACUCGUUAUAAACAAGGUGAAAAAACAUGGAAACAAAAAUUAAAUUCAUUGAAUUUAGAAACAGUUACACAAGAAGAACUGGAACAAAUUUAUGCAGAAGCUAAACAAGAUGGUAGACAUCCACUAUUAAUUCAAGAACAAUUGAUCGAUAUUUAUACCGCGCGUUCACAUAUACAUGAAGCAUUCGCAAUUCUAAAUGAAGUUGUGUCAACAAAAUAUGUACCAAGUGAAAAAGUUUUAAAACAAUUAUUUCAUUUAAUUACAAACAAGAUGGUGUCUCAAUCAGUACAAGUUAAACCAAAAAUUUAUCUAGACUAUCUAAAGCUUUUGUGCGAUUUAUAUGAACGACAUUUUGGCAUAGAUCAUCUGACCCCAAAUUUAACAUUUCGUAUUGCUCAUACAUUUAUGUUAGCAAAUGAUGAAGAAAAUGCGUUGAAAAUCAUAAAGAAUAAAUUAUCGAUGAGUGGGAUGGAUAAUGAACUAUUUGAACACGUGAUAAAAUUUCUUAAAGUAGACAAAUCAUGGUUAUCGACGGAUGCACUAAAGUCAAUUGGGCAACAUUUUCUACAGUAUCGAGUUAGCGACGAGCUAACAAUAUUUUGGAAUUUAUACUAUGAUAUCAUGCUGGAAAAGUCCACUACAAAAGACUUGGUCAAACUUUAUUCGGAAUCAGUACAACAUAACAGUAAUUUACCCUACACAUAUUUAUUUGAAUUAUUCAUUAACAAAAAUGAUAUGGAAAUAUUACAAGAAAUUGUUGAUUUAGCUACUGUGCAACAUGGUUCACAAAAUGUUUUACAUGAUCUGGGUUUAGUAUUAAUUAAGUGUGAAAAACUGAAGCAAGCAGAUAAAAUAUUUCAAACACCAUGGCUAAAAGCAAAAAAUGGACGAAUUGAAGUACAUGUUAGAAAAUUCAUGGAUCAAAACAAUCUCAGUGCAUUAAUAAACACGAUUGAAUUAACAAAAAAUUUGAGUGAUAUUCAACAGAGUCAUACCUAUACGACAGCUUUGAGAGUGGCAUUCAGACAAAAUCAAUAUGAGAUAGCUGAUAAUCUCAUUCAACAAAUAGAAGAAAACAAUAUACCCAUUUAUCCGAAAGUAAAAAAAUAUGUUGAUGCAUAUCGAAAAGCCAACGGUUUGUCACCAUUGACUAUUGGAGAGCAACAACAAUUACCCAGUGAUGUGGAAGAAAAUGAUGACAUGUCUAUAUCGGAAUCAGAACAUGAAAAGCCGUUAGAAAUGAAUGCACGUAUGGUUGGCUGA
Molecule: messenger RNA, 3252 nt
Organism: Didymodactylos carnosus
Lineage: Eukaryota; Metazoa; Rotifera; Eurotatoria; Philodinida; Philodinidae
Source: the annotation of a GenBank genome assembly